UGUUUUCUAUACACUUUGUUGCACAAGUGACGUGAUUCUGUACGAUGUCUAAUUUUGUGAAAUAAACAUCUGGUAAAAACUUUCACAAUUUGCCCGUGCAUUAUCUAAUAUGCUACAGAAGAAAGCCCGUCCAGGGUACAAGAAGAUCAUCAAAACCUCCGCCAAAACGCUGAUUGUUGUCGAAGCCCUGCUGUUUGCCGUGUCGUACGCGGGCUGGUACCGACUGAACACGAAUCGCGAGUUCCGGUACUACGUGAAGGAAAACUAUCCGAGCAUUUUGGAAGCUUACUACCAGCUGGGGGAAACACUCGGCGGUGACAAGAGCAUUCGCACGUACGACGACAACGUUUGGCAGCAGGAGCAGCAGCAGGCGGCGAAGAAGUAGCACCACCAUCGUCACUCACUGACCACCCCCCUUUGGUUUGGCGAGAAAUGUAUGUUUGGGUAAAAUCUGUAGUGUACCUUGCAAUCUUUGGCGGCGUCGGAUACGGCCUGCUGGAGCUGACGACACCGAGCGAGGAUAAGCUAAAGCAGUUCCGCCAGCCGGGCCUGGAAGCGGAGGAAAAGGGCAAGAAGGCACUGUUUAUGAAGAAGAUCCAGGAGGCUAGCCGCGAGGAGCCAAUUUAUCUGAAGAAAAAGAGCGACUAAAUACCGUCACACUCACACACACAUACCCGCGUAACACACGCACACACAAUGGAGGAACUGAUCGACGGUGGUGCGCUGAACGGCAAGGAGAAGAUUACGGAACUGCUGAACCGACGGCACAAGGAGCGGGAACUGCACAUACAGGCAGCGAAGCUGGAACGACAGAAGGAUGCGGAAGGCACGGAAGCGUUGCAAUACUUUGAGCUUUCGUUCGAGGAGAAGGUGAAGCAGAUCCGCAACACGCUGGACGGGGUGGCGGCCAGCGACCAGAAGGCGCAGGUGUUUGCCGACUGCCAGAACGAGAUCUACGACCUGCAGCGGUACCUGUCCUCGUCCACCUUCUUCCUGAACGAGUAUCGCAUCAAGGUGUGCCAGAACACGAUCAACGAGCUGGGCAAGCUGCUCGACACGCUGCG
Molecule: messenger RNA, 1064 nt
Organism: Anopheles gambiae (African malaria mosquito)
Lineage: Eukaryota; Metazoa; Arthropoda; Insecta; Diptera; Culicidae
Exons: 2
Coding region: 110-385 (91 amino acids)
Source: RefSeq, a predicted model, not a curated record